CAAUCUUCUCGAUCGACCACGAUGGAAGGCAUUCCGCAAAGCUCACAGAAGAACCCAGAGGAGGAGGCAGCAAAGAGGGCCCAAGAGGAGGAAAUGCGCCGGGAUGUGAUGGCCACGGUGCUCGAUACUGCAGCCAGAGAACGACUCUCUCGAAUUGCCCUCGUGAGUCCUGAAAGGUCGAAGCAGAUCGAGGCGAUUCUGUUAAGGAUGGUGCAAUCCGGACAGCUUCGCGGUCGGGUAACAGAGAACCAGCUCAUUGACCUGUUGGAGCAGAUGGAGGAUGCGGGUAGCAAGAACACAGCCAAGAAGUCGACAAUUGUGUUCCAGCGUAGGAAGGAUCCAGACGACGAUUUCGACUUUUGA
This is a messenger RNA of Mycena indigotica, 363 nucleotides long. RefSeq lists its product as uncharacterized. The record is from RefSeq and is a predicted model, not a curated record. Gene Ontology annotation, cellular component: nucleus; cytosol. Lineage: Eukaryota; Fungi; Basidiomycota; Agaricomycetes; Agaricales; Mycenaceae. Gene Ontology annotation, molecular function: DNA binding. The transcript has 5 exons. Bases 22 to 363 code for a protein of 113 amino acids.